AUGAAGCCAUUUCCUGGGCAUCAUGCCGUUGGUACUCCCAAGAGGUUAUUCAAUCAAAAACUGUCUAGUUCGCGUGUGACAAUCGAAAAUACUUUUGGAAUAAUAUCUAGCGUAUUCAGAAUUUUCAAAAGGCCUAUACCACUGAAUAUUCCCAAGGCAUCUUUAAUUACAAUGAUAUGCGUCUUGUUGCACAAUUUCUUGAGAAAAAGUAAAACAUCUCGACAUAUGUACACUCCCCCAAAUUCGGUAGAUAAGUAUGUUAACGAAAUAGAAAGUAUUUACCAAUAUACAUUCUUCCAAAUUUUUGGCGGGACUCCAGUGGAACAUCCCGGUGCUAUCGUACUUCAUUUCAGUCUUCUCGAAAUCGAAAUCCUUGGCUUGGUCAUCGGCAAGACCAACAGGGGACUUAAAGAUAUCCUACAGAAGGGGGAGACUGUUCAAGAAGCCAUAGAUAUAGUCUUUGGAGAAAAUGAUGACUUAGACUACCCUGUAGAGGCAAUUUAUAUUGCGCCACCGGAACCUGCUGUCCUGACUGAUAAAGAUUCUGGAGACGAGGACGAAGGACCAUUUGAGCAAACGUCAGUUACUUGCAGAAGCUGAAGUUAGAUUUGCUGGAGGAGUGACGUUAGAAGAUACUCAUCAAUAACAUGCAGACUCUAAUGGGGAUGGUUCUUCAUCAAAAAAGGAUUCAAUUCCAGCUGAUACUGUAUACCCAAAGACUUCUGAUACUCGGGAGUGGAUUUCGGGAGACUUCACUUACAACAAACGGCCAUUUCCUGAAGCAGAUUACUCAGCAUUUGAAAACAAAUCAGUUGUAGAUAUAUUUGAAAUGUUUAUAGACGACGACGUAAUACUAUUCC
Acanthoscelides obtectus is the source of this 860-nucleotide messenger RNA. The record is from the annotation of a GenBank genome assembly. NCBI's taxonomy places the organism in Eukaryota, Metazoa, Arthropoda, Insecta, Coleoptera, Chrysomelidae.